AGAGAGAAUUUCGGAGUCGGUGGAGAGGUGCACAAAAUGACUACGCAUCGAGCAGGAUACCGUUUCGUUUAUUACAGUUAAAUAAACGGAGGAUUUUGCGAUACAAAUCCCGUCGCGUACAGUGUGCUCCUUAUAAAUGAAAAAUAACGACUAAAUCGCUCAUGAGUCCUCAGAUCGGUGCGCGCGCAGUGGGCCUUUAAUUAAAAAAAAAACAAUCGGCAUCGAAAUAUCAAUUAAAUGACAGUUCAGUAAAAGCAAUCUGUCAAAUAUCAAUUACAAUAUCACAUCUGCAAGAUGUCGUAGAUCUAAAAUUGAUCAGGAAUCAAUCAAAUGCAAUGGAUGGCGUUCGUUUUCUUAUACAAUUAGUAUCCCACGAUAAGAGUCCACCGGAUGAAUCGAACAAGAAGAAAAAAUCAGAUUCAGGAAAAAAUGAUAAAUCUCAAGAUUCAGGAAAGAAGGAAUCGCCAAAGUCAACAGAGAGAAUUAACGUGGACAAACCUUUGUGGAGUCAGGAUAAUUAUUUAGGAAGAUGGAGACACUUCGCAUUCAUCACAGACUUUAGGACGAUCUUCGUGUCCGAGGAGAAGCUCAAGGCUGCCAAGAAACUCUGCGAGGAUUACAAAGCAAAGAAGGAAGCUAAAGAUACAACCAGGGAUGAGAUCAUUUACGCUAAGAAAUUGCGUGACAGUUCCUUUCAUCCGGACAAUGGUGAACUCAUGAACGUUCUGGGAAGAAUGUCUUCUCAGUUUCCUGCUAAUGUAUUCAUCACAACAGGAAUGCUCGCUUUUUACAAGAGCGCAGCUGCUGUGAUCGGUUGGCAAUUUCUUAAUCAAAGUUUUAACGCCCUGGUCAAUUAUACGAAUAGAAAUGCACAGAUAGACCAAGAAGAUGAUGUGCGUGUUAUUAAAGAGGCCUUUAUAUUUGCAGCUGUAUCAAGUUGUGCAACUGCACUAAUAUCUCGCAGGAUUUUAUCUCGUAGAGGACCUGUUGUUUCCAGGUGGGCGCCAUUCCUGGCUGUGGUUGUCGGUAACAUGGUAAACCUACCAAUUAUGCGGCAACGAGAGAUAAUUAGAGGAAUACCAAUUAGUCCAAAGGAUCAGGAGAGCAUGGCAAUUAUGAACUCAAAGAUUGCUUCGAUCAAAGCCAUUUCCGAAUGCGUUAUAUGUAGAAUUGUUAUGGCUGCACCAGGAAUGAUUCUGAUACCGGUUAUAAUGAAUCGCAUUAAGCCAUAUUGUUUCUAUCAACUACGUCCCUGGAUCAGGUUUCCUGUUGAAAUCUCACUCUGUGGCGCAUUGCAACUUACUCCUUAUGAUUCCAUCGGCUUUGGCAAUCUAUCCGCAAAGGAAGUAUGUUUUUUGUGUAUUUUAAAAUUUUACGGAUCUCUAAAUUGCAGUGCGUUCUUGCAGUUCUAUGAAAACAAGCUUCUUGAAGAUUAAUGCGAACGAGUACGAGGAAUUUCAGAAAAAUUAUAAAGGAAAAUCUGAACUUGACAGAGUCUGCUAUAAUAAAGGACUCUAAAGACGUAAUCAUUGUAACGUUUUUUUAAUGUGU
This is a messenger RNA of Cephus cinctus (wheat stem sawfly), 1551 nucleotides long. RefSeq names its product sideroflexin-2. The transcript is spliced from 5 exons. Gene Ontology annotation, molecular function: monoatomic ion transmembrane transporter activity. The coding region runs from base 336 to 1436 and encodes 366 amino acids. Gene Ontology annotation, cellular component: mitochondrial inner membrane. NCBI's taxonomy places the organism in Eukaryota, Metazoa, Arthropoda, Insecta, Hymenoptera, Cephidae. The record is from RefSeq and is a predicted model, not a curated record. Gene Ontology annotation, biological process: monoatomic ion transport; serine import into mitochondrion.